AUGGACGUGGAUAUGGAUGCUUCUCCCAGCUAUUUAGACCCAGAAGAUCUAAGUAGUAGAGAGCGCUUUCGUCGAUACGGGAAAAGGCAAUCUAAUUCAGGCCAAUCGCCACACCAAGAUAAUUCAGUCUCGAGAUUUAGUAAUGCAGUGCUUCUACUCGAAAAUAUCAAACAUGAGGUUGAGAGCCUCGACACAGAUCUUGGAGGAACUCCUUUUGAAUCUGCUUCAAAGAGGAGAGCGUCCCUUGACAAUCAUCCAGUAUCAGAGGCAGAUAUUGGUGUUGAUACAAUGCUAAGAUGGGGAAGUGAGUCUCUGAAGGUCGGCAAACAGGAAGAUGGUGCUGGAACUGAGAGUAGAGACACAACUUUCCAUUUAUUUGCUUCUCUACUGGAUUCUGCUCUUCAAGGGUUGAUGUCUAUCCCUGAUAUGAUAUUACGACUUGAGCGUACUUGCCGUGAUGCUUCAGAAGCAAUUAGAUUUGGCUCCACUGAAAGGUACAGAGUUGUUGAGGAUAAACUGAUGAGACAAAAAGCCCGGCUCUUGCUUGAUGAAGCUGCUUCGUGGUCUCUUCUGUGGUACCUAUAUGGGAAAGGAAAUAUAUCUAACCAUAAGGAUGUUAUGUAUUUUAUCCUGUUGACCAUCUGUUUACGCUUCUUAACUAAUUUCAGUUCUUGUAGAAACGAAGAACUUCAGGACGAUCUACUCCUGUUUCCAACAACUUCACAUUUGGAAGCCUGUCAAUUUGUUGCUUCAAAUCAUACAGCACAAUUGUGCCUUCGGAUUGUUCAAUGGCUUGAAGGAUUAGCCUCCAAAUCCCUUGACUUGGAUAAUAAGGUCCGUGGCUCUCAUGUGGGCACUUAUCUCCCUAGCUCUGGAGUUUGGCGUCAUACUCAACGAUACCUUAAGAAGGGUGCCUCCAUUCCAAGGACAGUUCAUCACUUGGAUUUUGAUGCCCCAACGCGCGAACACGCUCAACAACUACCUGAUGACAAAAAACAAGAUGAAUCUCUUCUAGAAGAUGUCUGGAUUCUGUUGAGGGCUGGAAGACUGGAAGAGGCAUGCAGUCUUUGCCGGUCUGCUGGACAGCCAUGGAGGGCUGCAACUCUAUGUCCCUUUGGGGGAUCCAAUCUGUUCCCAUCUAUUGAAGCCCUUGAGAAAAAUGGCAAGAACAGAAUGCUGCAGGCGAUUGAACUGGAAAGUGGAAUUGGUCACCAGUGGCAUCUUUGGAAAUGGGCUUCCUAUUGUGCAUCAGAAAAAAUUGCUGAGCAAGAUGGUGGGAAAUAUGAAGCAGCAGUAUAUGCUGCUCAGUGCAGUAACUUAAAACGCAUGCUUCCAGUUUGUACUGACUGGGAGUCUGCAUGCUGGGCAAUGGCCAAAUCGUGGCUUGAUGUCCAAGUUGAUAUUGUAAUAGCCCGCCUGCAACCAGGUAGAUCAGAUCAGUUCAACAGUUUUGAAGAAGCAAUUGAGAGAAGUGCUGAUCAAGGAGACGUUGCCUCUCAGCCAAUUCUUAGACCAGAUAGCUGGCCACUUCAAAUUCUGAAUCAUCAACCUAGACACCUUUCUUCCCUUCUUCAGAAGCUCCAUUCCAGUGACACAGUGUAUGAAGUUGUUGCUCAAGCAUGCAAGGAACAGCAUAGGCAAAUUGAGAUGAAUCUUAUGUUAGGAGACAUACCACAUUUGCUUGACCUAAUAUGGUCAUGGAUAUCACCUUCAGAAGAUGAUCAGAACAUUUUCAGGCCUCAUGGUGAUUCACAGAUGAUGCGUUUUGGGGCACAUUUAGUACUGGUUCUUAGAUAUUUACUUGCAGAUCAAAUGAUGGAUGCUUUCAGAGAGAAGAUAAUGACGGAUGGUGACUUCAUUCUUCAUAUGUACACGAUGUUCCUGUUCACAAAGAAUCGUGAGGAGUUGGUUGGGAUCUAUGCUUCUCAGCUUGCUCAUCAUCGUUGCAUUGAUCUUUUUGUCUAUAUGAUGGAGUUGAGGCUGAAUAGCAGUGGGCAUGUUAGAUACAAGAUCUUUCUUUCUGCUAUCGAGUAUCUGCCCUAUUCUCCUCAAGAUGAUUCAAAGGGCAGUUUUGAAGAAAUUAUUGAUAGGGUUUUAUCAAGAUCUCGAGAAAUUAGGGCUGGAAAGUAUGACGAGUCAUCUGACGUUGCAGAGCUGCAUCGUUUACAGAGCCUACAGAAAGCAAAGGUUAUUCAGUGGCUCUGCUUUACACCUCCCUCGACAAUUAAUGAUGCCAAGGCUGUUGCUGCUAAACUACUAAUGCGGGCAUUGAUGCACAGUAACAUACUGUUUCGGGAGUUUUCACUUUUAUCAAUGUGGAGAGUCCCAGCAAUGCCCAUUGGAGCACACACAUUGCUUAGUUCACUCGCUGAACCUUUGAAACAACCAAUGGAAAAUUUUCUUUCCACAGAGGAUCCUGACGUGGCUGAAAAUUUGAGGGAGUUUGAGGACUGGAGGGAGUACUACUCUUGUGAUGCAAAAUAUCGCAAUUGGCUAAAAAUUGAAUUAGAGAAUGCAGAGGUUUCACCGGAUGAACUUUCACCAGAAGAAAAACAGGGGGCAGUUAUGGCUGCCAGAGAAACACUUAUUUCUUCACUUUUAUUGUUACAGAGAAGAGAAAAUCCUUGGUUGUUCCCUACCCAAGAUCAUAUUUAUGAAUCAAAGGAGCCUGUGUUCUUGGAGCUGCAUGCUACAACCAUGCUGUCUCGACCUUCUGGUGAGUGUAUGCCACCUGAUGCUACCUUGUGCACGACAUUGACCAGUGCCCUCUUCUCGGUAGUGAGUGAGGAAGAAAUUCUACAUAGACAAUUAAUGGUGAAUGUUUCUAUCUCACCCAGUGACAACUACUGCAUUGAGGUUGUACUUCGCUGCUUGGCGGUUGAAGGUGAUGGACUCGGUCCACAUGAAGUCCACGAUGGUGGUAUUCUUGCUAAUGUCAUCGCAGCUGGCUUCAAAGGGGAACUUUUUCGAUUUCAAGCUGGAGUGACAAUGGAGAUCUCUCGCUUAGAUGACUGGUAUUCAAGCAGUGAUGGUUCCUUGGAAGGCCCAGCAACUUAUAUAGUUCGGGGCGUUUGUCGUAGGUGUUGCAUACCGGAAACGGUUCUUCGAUGCAUGCAGGUCUCUGUUUCACUUAUGGAGUCUGGCAAUCCACCUGAUAUCCAUCACGAGUUCAUUGAACUAAUUACAAGUCCUGAGACUGAUUUUCUUCAUUUAUUCAGCCAGCACCAAUUGCAGGAAUUUUUAUUAUUUGAGAGGGAGUACUCAAUACUAGAGAUGGAGCACAAGGAGUCCAUUUCUUGA
Molecule: messenger RNA, 3300 nt
Organism: Fraxinus pennsylvanica
Lineage: Eukaryota; Viridiplantae; Streptophyta; Magnoliopsida; Lamiales; Oleaceae
Source: the annotation of a GenBank genome assembly